Fusarium vanettenii 77-13-4 is the source of this 1542-nucleotide messenger RNA. RefSeq lists its product as uncharacterized. Bases 1 to 1542 code for a protein of 513 amino acids. Lineage: Eukaryota; Fungi; Ascomycota; Sordariomycetes; Hypocreales; Nectriaceae. The record is from RefSeq and is a predicted model, not a curated record. The transcript has 5 exons.
AUGUGGUACCUCGAUAGCGGUUCCCUGCCUGACCCGACGUCGACAUUCAUCGAGGCAUGGAUCAGACAGACCGAGGAUUCAAGGCAUCUGUACGACCAAGGAAUUGAAACCAUGGCGUCGCCUCGCACCCCAAGCCCGAGCAAGAAGGUCAAAAUUGUGCCUUUAGAUGUCGAUGCUACCCCUACCCAAAAUGGUUUGUCACUUGGACACCCCUCUCCUCCAAUGUUUCUGACGAUGCUGCCAGCAACAGCACCAGCCUUUUCGGAGCUCUCAAACGCGAGUUUAGGCUAUGUGCCCUCUGAGAGCGGGUCGAGCAUGUCCAUGUCAUCAGCAGCCUCUGGUUCAUCAAGCCCCCGAAAGCGAGAACUCGUGUUACGUAGCGCGAAAGAGUACCCUCUUGAACGCAAGGCAAUCAAGGACAUCGACAAGAUUAGUCCUCUUAUGCGUGAUUUGGCAAGUCUCAAAAAUGGCCAGGUUAUUCCGCACGCGAUGAAAGCCCGCAUCACGGAGAAAGAGGGUUUCCCAGACCCACCGCUAGAUAUCUGGUUUUUGCCAGCGACUUCAGAUGAGACUAUCAUGGAGAACGACGAGUACAUUUACCGUCGAAUUUGUUCGAUUCUCGGUCGGACCGUCAGGUGUAAGACGCGCAUGUCUCACGAAUCGAGCUGGAACGACAGUGUUCACUCUCCGCUCCUGGAGAUUGCACUGGAAGAGGGUGACGAAGAUGUCACGUAUGAGAACAUAACACAAUGUCGAGUAUACCCAGAACUACGUGACCCAGAUCCCUUUCUGAAAGAUGCCAAAGUUGACUACGGCAUGUUCAUUGAGCCGCCGGAGGGCUCUCGUCUUUACUCGUCAAUUAAGCGUUUCAAGUCUCUCAACCAAAACAACCGGAUCGCCCACGUCAAGCUUAGUGAUGAGGGCAACACGCCCAUAGCCAUCAGUAUUGAGACCAAGAAUCCAAAAUCUAAUGGCGAGCUCACUGGCCCAGCCCAGCUUGGAACAUGGGUUCGGGCUCAUUUUCGGCAUCUUCAGAGCCUACCUCACGUAUCUACGGAAGGAUUGCCUAUUCUUCCCAUCGUUUUUGUCAAUGGAGCUGACUGGCGUGUUGACUUUGCCGAGCGCAGGCGCGAUAGAAUGUGUCCCAGAUCAUCUGGGAGAGCAUCAAGAUUGGAUCCUCUGAUUCUUCCCACGGAUGUUAUGUCAUCACCGCUGCUCUUCGUAGACUGGCGAAAUGGUGCCGAGAUGACCAGCAAGAGGUUUCUGUCUUGUAGGACGGCCGGUGUUUGGAACGCUGGCUCAUCCUCGAUGACGGAGGAAAUUGGCGGUAAGGAUAAGGGAGUCGUCAAGGCCCCGAAACUUGAUGACGGUACCGUGAAGUUUGAAGAUGGGAGCCGCACAGGAGGCAGACUGGGGCAUGACUCUGAGUCGAGGUCAAGGGCUGCAUGCAUGGCGGAUAGGGCGCUAUCGAUAGAGUCUGGUGGUCCCACCUCUGGCAUGCUAGGCUGGUCAAGAGCUUCAUGCAUUGCACCUAUGGCAUGA